Messenger RNA from Echinostoma caproni, 558 nucleotides. NCBI's taxonomy places the organism in Eukaryota, Metazoa, Platyhelminthes, Trematoda, Plagiorchiida, Echinostomatidae. The record is from the annotation of a GenBank genome assembly.
AUGGAACUCCCAACGAUUGAGCAACUGAACCUGCAAGCAAGUCCAUCUGAGAUCAAGGAAUGGGUUGAACGGUUUGAGCUGUGCUGCAGAAUUCGCAAAGGUGAUGCACAGAACCAGUCAGCCCUAUUUCUUUCUGCUGGCGGCCGUGACCUCUUCUCCCUGUUGAGAAACCGGGCGUUCCCUGAGGCUCCAGCCAAACUACCAUUUGAGUCCCUGAAAUUGCUACUGCUCAACCACCUACUGCCGACUGAAUUCCAAGCACAUGAAAGGGCCAAAUUCACCUCCGUGAUUCUUGCCGAUCAUUUUUUCUGCCGUGAAUUCAUCCUUCAGUUAAACAAACAAGCAUCACACUGCAUUUAUGGUGAUCGCCUGGAAGAACAAAUGUGUGACCACUUGAUGGCAGACAUCAAUAAUCUGACUCUUCAACGAAAGUUGCCGGAGAAGAAAAAUUUAACUUUUGCCGAUGCCCGCAAGAUCUAUGAGCAACAUGACGACCUGAUGAAAGCCACUUCCAGUGAAUUAGUCACAUUAUUCCAACGNCCUCCAUUGCCCACGUGA